This is a messenger RNA of Drosophila pseudoobscura, 8059 nucleotides long. RefSeq lists its product as uncharacterized. Bases 871 to 7047 code for a protein of 2058 amino acids. Gene Ontology annotation, molecular function: protein binding. The transcript has 19 exons. NCBI's taxonomy places the organism in Eukaryota, Metazoa, Arthropoda, Insecta, Diptera, Drosophilidae. The record is from RefSeq and is a predicted model, not a curated record.
UUCGUUUCAGUUCCAGCAUCAACGCCACGGCGCACGGAGCGUGUUUUUUGGAUACCAUUCCAUUCCGUAACGCUGUCGUCUGUCGGGUUACCUAAAGCCACACGCAGCGCCCCACACACUCACACACACACACACGCGCGCACAUACCUACACAUAUAGAAAAACCUUUGCACGCAAAAAAGGAAAGGACUACGAUAUGGAAAUACCCGGAGAUAUAAGGAAUAUUUAACCGAAAAACUACUAAUGGGAACGAACUUUUUGGCGAGGAAGGACAACAGCAGCAGGGAAAGUCUCCCGGAAAACUCAACUCCGGUCGGUGCGUUUUUCCUACGGCUUUUUCAGACGGGCACAACGGUGCCCCUUUUUUUUGGGCAACGCGAAUAUCGAUUGCUGACGACUGCCUUGCAUAAGUCCACAGAAAGAUUAGUGUACAAAGGGCAGCAUCGGAGAGUGUGUGCCUGGGAGCAAAACGGAUACAAAGGAUAACUCAAAUGAAACCAUUCAAGUCGAAACAACGAAGCUCUACUCUUGGAGAACUUGUAGGAAUUAAGUUUUUUUAAUUAUCAAUAUUGAUGCUACGAUGCUGUCGAUGAUGGUGCCGACAAUGAAGGUGCGGGCGGAGAUGCAGGAACAGCAGCUGAAGCGAAAGAUUUCAGACAAUUGACAGCAAGAACAACGAAGAUAUUCUAUCCCCGCCUCCAGAUAUAUCUAUAUAUAUAUAGAUUUCAGAAGUAUAUCUCUACGCUCUGCUCCUCCGUGUCUGUGUGUGUGUGUGCGUGUGUGUGUGUCUGCCCUUGUUUCGCUUUUCGUUUUCCUUUUCUUUUCCAUUUCCACUUUUAUUUCUUUUACUUUUUGUUUGUUUCGCUGAAAAUGGAUAUUGCCUUGCGUGGCACGGGCACGGGCACAGCAUCAACGACUGGCACUGGCACUGGCACUGGCACGGGCACGAGCUCUGGUCCUCGCAGCGGCACUGCCGGCAGUGGUCUACACCAUGCUGUGUCAUUGGGCAACAUUGAGGUCUCCGCUAAGGCCACCUACUCCAGCCAUAUGGACCGCAGCUACGACUCCGAAGAUGAAAACACGGGCCGACGACGACUCCGUCACACGCUUUCCACCGAGCUACAACCACGCGCCUCCGUCUACUCGCGCGGGGAUAUCAGGGAACAGUACUGCCUAACAGAUCGACAGCUGCAUAGCAUAGAGCAGCGUCCGCGUCGAGAACGCUUCUUUGGGUGCCUUUCGCGUCGCGGACAGACGCAGUCGGGCAGCUUUCUGGGCGGCUGUGUGGGCCGUCGAGUGCCCUCCGACGAGAAUCUGGCAGCAUAUGCGCCAUUCGAGAAGUAUCCACGAUAUCAGAACAACUACACGGACACACACGAAUUGGAUAGUUCCUAUUUUCGACGACAACCAGCCUCGAUUCUAAGCACGGGAAAGUCGAGUGAACCGGAUCUGGGUGGACGAUAUACCUGGAUAGGACAGCAGCAACAGCAAACCAACAACAACACAGAGUACCAAACGAACCAUAGGGCAACUUGUUGUACAGCACCACUUGAAUCCUUUUACCAGGAUGUUUUGCUACGGAAUUAUUAUGUCGAGCUUUGCGCUCCACCAAAUCCUACACCACCAACAUCACACACCAAUCAAAUCGCUAAUCUAAAUGUUUGCUCGUAUCACUGCCCCACGUACGCCACGAUGCCGAACACCCAUCACCAUCAGCAGCAGCAGCAGCAGGCGGGAAGAACCAAACAUGUGAGCUUUGCUCGCUCGCAUACCCUCACCAGCUUCGACAUGAACGUGAAUGCGGGUUUCCGACCGUCGGGACGCUUGAGGACGGCCAGCAGUCAGGAGCGUUUGAUUGGCGGCAAGAAGCCCAUCAUUGCCUCUGGCUCCAUGUACGAGACACUGCAGCCCACAGUGCCGCAGAGCUCUACGCUGCCCAAAACCUGGCUGCCACCGCCAGUCCAACUCGCGACAUGCCAGCAUCAUCAUGCGCCCAUUCAUCUCCAUCAGCCACUGCCGGAUAACAUGUUGGGUCUCAUCAUACCACAACCUCUGCCCAUGGCCUUGCCGCCGCCCAGUCCUGAGGUCCUUAUUGUGGAGAAAAAGUUCCGGAAUGCCAUGAAAACUCAGGCCACGCAAACGGAUGUGGCCGCCCGACGUCAGGCGGCGGGCUAUAGCCCCCAAGUCUUGUCGUUGAGCCCAAGGCCUCCACAUCGCGUUAAGGUGGUCUCGCAGGGCGCCCAGACCAAUGGCCUGCAGAACGGCAAGAAGCUAACGAAGAGUCUCUCGGAGAUUCCCAAUGGCAAGGAUGUACAGCCGUAUCACUAUCAGCAGGGAAUGAUUUACCCCCAUGAAAUGAUCUACCGAACUCAGUCCCAGGAUGUGACUCCUCUGCAAACCCUCUCGGAUGCGCAGAACAACAUCAUGUACUACAAGCCGCCGCCCCCGCUCUUGGAUCCCCACAGCUACGGCCUGGGCAUGGAGCAUUUGAGCAGAGGACGUCCCUCUGCGGCGGAACAGAAUGUGGAGUACGUGAAUGUGAAUGCCGCCGCGGUGGCCCUCAAUGAGAGCUUCGACUACGAGAGCAACAGUUUGCCGCGGAGGGCGUGCACCUCGCAUGCGCGCACGGAAACGGAUUACUACUCGAACAGUCUGCCCCGACGAGCGGAUACCCUGCACAGCCACGACAUGUGCAAGCAUAUUACGGAGUGUGUGGACCUCAUCCCGGACAACGGGAUAGACCUGGACUUUACGCGUCCCCACCUUCUGCCGCCGCCGAGUGAGUACUGCAAGAACGAUGACGACGUGGAGGACGUGGAGGAGUACUACGACGAUGAGGAGGAGGAGGACGGUCCCUCACAUCCCCACGAGACGGAGAGCUACAGCUCGGAGGUGUGCAUGGAGCAGGCGGCCCGUCGCAUGUCCAUGUUGCCGCAGAUGAUGGACUCGCCCUUUCGAAGGGACGACCUGCGGCGUCAGUCCAUGCCGGUUUAUGGCCAAACCGAGAAGCUCAUCGACGGCUUUGGGCCGCGCACAUCCUUCCGACGACGCGACAAGGUGAGCUGCUUUCCGGAUGACACUCAGGUGGGGAUCGGGACCAGGCGCGAUGAGCAGGAGAUUUUCAUUGACUUCAAGCCGCACGUGUCGCCGAAGCCCAGUCCCAAGCUGCAGGUGAAACACCGAAAGCAGCACAAGGCGGAGAUCGCCAUGCGGAAGAUGCAGCAGCAGCGGAUGGCCCAGGCCGCUGCUCACACCCUUCCGAAGCCAAAGACAGUCGAUGUUGAGGUUAGAAAAGCUGAACUUGUGCCCAGCGACGAGGACGAGGAAGAGGACGACACCCAGGACCAGGAUCAGGAGGAGGAAGACGAAGAAGAGGCCGAAUCCGAGCGCAACAGAACGGAGAACGAUCAUCCCGACGAUGAGGAACCCAUCUACGAGAACAUUAUCCCGUGUGGCUGCAAGGUGGAGCCACCACAGCUGCCGCCACCACCCCUCAUCCUCGAGGACAUUCAGGACAAGCGCUCGCAGUUCCGCAAACGAUCCGUCAGCCUGGAUGAUGACUAUGCCGCUGCAGCGGGCAUCUUUCCCACUCCCGGGCCCGGACUCCGUCUGCCCUCCACUCCGGCCAGUCCAUGCCGGGAGGAGCUGCUGCUGGCCAAUGUCUCAACUUAUCCAUCCUCAGACUCGCUGGCCAACGACACCACACGCGAUCAUUCCGACGGCAUCUGGAACGAGUCGCAGGUCACCGUCCUAACCGCCGAUCAGCACAUCUCCGACGGUUCGUACAGCUCCAACUUGCUGCUGACUCCGUCGUCGAAGCGAAAGAAUCUCCUGCUGCAGCAUCAGCAGCGUAGCUCCGUGGACACGGAUGCCCUGGAUUUUGAAGAACAGAGUCCCACCUAUGGCCUACAAACACUGCCAAAGAUCAUCAAGACCCCGACACCAACAACGUCCAGGCCUGCCUCCACUCUGCCUCUGGUACCGCCGCCAGCGAUUGCCGUGACCCCAUCGAGCAAUCAACCCCUGGACUCUGCCAUAACCUCGCCACUGCCCAAGCGCAGCAUGAUGCCCAGGGGAUCCGUGCCGGAUGCUCGUCAGCUGAUGUAUCCGAGUGGUGUAGGCGGCAAACAGAGACACUCGGACGCCUCGUUUCUGCCCAUGGCCGGGGCGGACUAUGCCAGAAGUGCGGAUAUCUCAGAGUGCAGCACGAAUACAGAUGAGUAUGCCACCUGUACGGACAACUCGAAGCGUACACCAGGUAUUAAGACACCGCCGACAACGACAAGUUCAUCGUCCGCCACACAAGUGCCAGUUUCCACUCAAAGCUCACAGCUGGAGAAGACGCAUGCGGGCAGCUCCUUCGAGAGCGCCAGUUCUCUGUACUCCAUGCGGGAGGACCUGCUCCAUGAUGGAUCCUCGGAAAAGCAAACGAAAGUGUCGCAGUCUUCGCUUAAGUCCCCCAUGGGUGGUUCUGUGGCAGAGUUGACAAAAAAGUCGCCCUCGCAUUCGAUCAGCAGCACCACAUCCUCGGGCAGUUGUCAGGUCAUCAAGUCUCCAGCUAAAGAUUCCCAGCAGCCCCAGGCGGUGGCCACCAGCUCCUCCACCAGUGCCCAGCAAAUUAAGGCAGAGGCACCAGAGGCGGUGGCGGUGUCGGUGGCGGCGGUGUCAGCAGCGGUCAAAGGCAAACCCAAACCGGACUCCAUAUCCGAGGAUGAGCGCAGCGAGGUGCGCUACUCCUCUUCCGGCUACUACGAGAGUCCCCACGACGAGGACGACGAGGAGCAGGUGACGACCACAUGCAAGGCACGACGCCUGAGGCACGAGGAUAACAAGCGGCGAAAGACCAGCAUGAAGCUGGACAUCGAGAAGGAGAACAUGCGAGCCCUCACUAGUCCCAUCAAGAAGGCCGCGGCGGGAAAGCAGCAAUCGCUGCAGUCCCCAGAGCAGCACAGCGCUGCUGGAGCCUUGGAGAACGGCAGUCCCAGCAAAAUAAAACGUUUCCGUCCGAAGAUACGACGACAGUUGCGCAAGAGCUCCCGCGAAGAUGUCCUGGCGGCGGCAGUGGCCCGAAGGACUAGGCCCACUAUCUAUGGCCUGAGCAGCGCCAGUGGGGAUACGGAGCUGCUGCUGGAUGCCAGCAUGACCACCACACUGGGUCCGAGUCCCAGGCCGAGCAUUGUGCCCACCACAGCAGCCAUAACAACGGAAACCACAACCACAACAGUCAUGGGAGCGGCCCCACCGCCGCCGCAGGCUCAGGAGCAGGAGCAGCUGAAGAAGCCCCACAGCUGUGCCACGCCCACAUCCCUGCUGUCGCCGAAACUGCCCACAGUAAGCAGCACCCAAUCCAAGUCCACGUCGGAGGCGACGUUUCAACUGAAGGCCAAGUCCAUCGAGUCGUUGCGCUCGGUGUCGCCCGGCUCCGACUCUGUGUUCUACAGCGAGGCUGAUGGCACGGCGGCCAGUGCCACCGAUCAGGGACACUGCCAUCACUGCGGCAAGGAGAUGGAGGGCAAGCAGCAGGAGCUCGCAGGCGACUCUGUGGAGUCGAUACCCUACAUCGAACAGGAGGCGGACAUUGUGAAGCCGCCAUCGGACUUUGCCGACUCCCCGGUGACUACGAAAACCACUCAGCGGCUGUACAAGAAAAUGGACAAGCGUUUCCGAUCCGAAGAGCGCUAUCACGCUGGCGAGAGGGGCAGGCACUACAAGACCCGCCAGGAGAACAUCAGAGCCAAGAGUGAGGAGCGCGGUCGAGCUCCCAGCCUGCCCAAUACUCCCGUUCUGCGUCCGGCCGGCUCUAGUCCCUGUGUCCUGCCCGAUAUCAACACGGAACAGAACCAUCAUAUCAUCUACAAGGGCCACUACGACGAGGGCCGAUACACCCGCCUCACGGACGAUGAUCUCUGGACGCAGCUGGAUCAUCAGUGUUUCGAUCGUUCGCGGGAGCGCCGUGCCUCUACCGAGUCCGAGAAGGGUUUCCAUGCCAAGUACCAGGUGAUUCUCCAUCGUCUCGUUCAGCGUCGAUGCACACUGGAGAUGUAUCAUCGCCAGAAGAACAAUAAUUUUCGCGUGGACAAAACAGUUGUGGUGAAGAGUGAUUCGGGGGAGUUCGGCUUCCGCAUCCAUGGCUCAAAGCCCGUCGUUGUGGCCGCCAUCGAGCCGGAGACCCCGGCGGAGAGCUCUGGCCUGGAGGUUGGCGACAUUAUCAUAUCGGUUAACGGCGUCCAAGUGCUAGACAAACACCACACCGAGGUCGUGAAGAUCGCGCACGAUGGCUGCGAGAAGCUGGAACUUCAGGUGGCCCGCACCAUUGGUGUCCUGAUGCACGAGCAACUGGAGCCCCCCAGCGAGCCCAUCUUCAGUGGCUAUCUGUGGCGCCAGAGCGGCCAGGCCAAGGGGGCGCCCAAUGCCAAGAAAUGGGUGCGACGUUGGUUCUCCUUGAGGCCGGAUAAUUGUCUGUACUACUACAAAACAGAAGACGACUCGCAGCCCGUUGGGGCCAUGAUCAUGGCCAAGCAUACUGUGGAUCUGUGCCCGGUGGACAUCGGCAAGCCUUUUGCCUUCAAAGUGGACGCUGGCGAGGGCAUACCCAUGUACGUGGCCGCCGACUCUGAUGAUUUGGCCAACAGAUGGCUGAAUCUGCUGCGCCAGGCUGCCUCCCAGGAUAACCAGUGGCUGGACAAGAGUGCCCGGUGUCUGUACCAGGCUCCGACCAGCAUUCAGAGGCCUGAUUGCUUUGGCUAUUUGCUGAAAUUGGGCUCAAGGUGGUGCGGCUGGUCGAAACGCUAUUGUGUACUUAAGGAUGCCUGCCUCUAUUUUUACCAAGAUGCAAAUAGCAAGAGUGCAUUCGGAAUGGCCUGCUUGCACGGCUACAAGGUGGCCUCAAUGUCCACGAAUGCGUCCGGCAAGAAGAACUCAUUCGAGAUAAUACCACCAGAAACGAAAUUGCGUCACUAUUAUUUCUGCACUGAAAGCGAAAUGGAUAAGAAGCGCUGGAUAUCCGCCUUGGAGUACUCCAUUGAUCGCUGGAUAAAGUCCGGGUAACUAAGGUUGAAGACACGCUCCAGAUCGGCCCUGGGCAGCCGUCGAAAGCGUCGAAGUUUCAGCUACUUCAUGGAUUAAAACUAAAGAUAAUUAAACAAAACGAUUUUCAAACAUUGUUCGACACUAGUACGGGUACUACAUUACAUAUAAUAUAUACUUAUAUAUAUAUAUAUAGAACUUAAGCAAAGGAGAAACCACAACUAGUUAUAGUCCAAGAUUAGAUGAUUGCUUAGUCCAAGGAAUUUAGUCGAUCAUUCAAAGCGGGUUUAAAACUAUUUUGAACAUUUGAAAGGAAUACAAUUGAAUUUUUGGUAUGUAUUCUUACAAAAUAUAUUCAUAUAUAGGUAUAUAUACACACAUAUAAUACUUAUGUUUAGUGAGGUUGUCAUGUCAUACACAUAUACAUAUAUAUAGUAUAUAUUUAGCCACAAAAAAUGAAAUGAGAGAAAUGAUCAUACAGCAGACCAAAAAAUUGAUUGUCUAAUGUAUAUAGGAAUUCGUAUAGAUUGAAAAUGUUUAGGUAUUCAAAGGCUCAAAGUUUAGAUAAAUGUCUAUUUACAGAAAAACAAGCGUAAACUAGAGACCAAAAUAUUUGAAAUUACUUAAAAGGAAAUUAAUAUUUCAAAACAAAAAAAUUAUGCAAAAAAAAUAUUUAUUGUUACAAAAAUCGAAUCCCUAUACUUUCCUUUCCCGUAUUCCUCAUAAACGAACUCUUAGUUAGACACACCACAAAUUAUGAUAGAGAUUUUUUAUAGGCUUUGACUUUUUUUGAUAGGUUGAAGGUUUUUUUUAGAACGACAGACACACACACACAUUUCAUGGUAGAUCAAACAAUAAUUAUAUAGAAUAUUAUGUACUUCAUGUGUAUGUACAUGCAUUCAGAAUCCAGUAGUUACUUUGUCAUUUAAAGAUAUGAUCUUUAAAAUGCUGAUUUCCCUUUUUUUUGGGUUCAGUGUUUGUAUGAGUGAAAAAGCUUCAUUUUUAGUCAGCAAAACCAAAAACCAAAAAUAAA